Molecule: messenger RNA, 2079 nt
Organism: Boleophthalmus pectinirostris (great blue-spotted mudskipper)
Lineage: Eukaryota; Metazoa; Chordata; Actinopteri; Gobiiformes; Gobiidae
Product: serine/threonine-protein phosphatase with EF-hands 2
Exons: 16
Coding region: 1-2079 (692 amino acids)
Biological process (GO): negative regulation of MAPK cascade; detection of stimulus involved in sensory perception
Cellular component (GO): cytosol; nucleus
Molecular function (GO): iron ion binding; manganese ion binding; Hsp90 protein binding
Source: RefSeq, a predicted model, not a curated record
AUGAGAGCCAUCAGAGCUGCUCUGCUCAUUCAGCGCUGGUACAGACAGUAUGUGGCCCGUUUGGAGAUAAGGCGCAGAUGUACAUGGAACAUAUUUCAGUCCAUUGAAUAUGCAGGAGAGCAAGACCAGAUAAAGCUAUACAAGUUUUUUAGCUAUUUAAUGGAUCAUUUCACACCAUCCAGCAAUGAAAGAAGUCUCAUAUCUCAUCUUUUUCGUGAAAAUGAGAUCUGCCGUGAUGUGGAAUGGGAGAGGUAUUUCUGCUACAAAAAUGUUGAUGUACCUGACAGCUACAGUGGUCCACACCUAACUUUCCCAUUGACAUUCUGUGGGGUGUCUAGACUGGUGGAGGGGUUUAAGCACAAACAACUGCUCCAUGCUCGUUAUGUUCUGCAGCUUCUUGGAGAAACCUGGAGACUUUUGAGAAUUCUUCCAAAUAUCACUCAUGUGUCUACAACUCAUGCUAAAGAGAUCACUAUCUGUGGAGACUUACAUGGGCACCUGGAAGACCUGCUUUUGAUAUUCUACAAGAAUGGACUGCCAUCUUCGGAGAGACCGUAUGUUUUUAAUGGAGAUUUUGUGGACCGAGGAAAAAACUCUUUAGAGAUUGUGCUCAUUCUGUUUGGGUUUUUGCUGGUCUAUCCUAAUGAUGUCCAUCUGAACAGAGGAAACCAUGAGGACCAUAUGGUGAACCUUAGAUAUGGUUUUACUAAAGAAGUCCUGGGAAAGUACCGGGUGCAUGGCAAAAAGAUUCUGAAACUUAUGCACAAGAUUUUCAGCUGGCUGCCUCUUGCUACUGUGGUUGAUCACAAAGUACUUAUAGUGCAUGGAGGGAUUUCUGACACAACUGAUCUUGACACAAUAGACAAAGUGGACAGACACAAAUAUGUCUCAGUCCUGAGGCCCCCUAAGCCAACAAACACUAAAUCUAAUGAUUCCAAUGGCAGGAUCAAAGAUUGCUUUGAACAAGCUGGAGGCCGGAGGAGAGGGUAUUCCCUUACUUACCACAAUCCAAAACGGGUUCAAAGACAGAGAAUUCAAUGGCGAUCAUUAGACAAUAUGGCCACAAAUGCACAUUAUAACAGUUCAAUGGAUGAAGAGCUGAAGAGGCGAUGCAGACAGGCAGAAUCUGACGGCACCUAUGAGGAUACCAACUCAGACUCAGACCCUGAACUAAGAGAGACAGAUGAGAAGCACUGGAAACAAAUUGUGGAUAUAUUGUGGAGUGACCCCAUGUCUCAAAAUGGCUGUAUAUCUAAUGAAGUAAGAGGAGGAGGUUGCUACUGGGGGCCUGAUGUGACAGAAGCAGUGCUUUCAAAACAUAAACUCCUUCUUCUCAUCCGUUCUCAUGAGUGCAAACAGGAGGGAUAUGAGUUCUGCCAUAAUCACAAAGUACUGACUAUUUUUUCAGCCUCUAACUACUACGAGCUGGGCAGUAACAGAGGUGCAUACGUCAGAAUGGGUGCUGAUCUAGUACCACACUUUAACCAGUACCACGCAAGCCGAACCUGCAGAGAGCUUACUCUCAGACAGAGCAUUGGACAGACCGAAAAAUCAGCUUUGAAAGCACUUAGAGAACAGUUAUUUGCUCACAAGUCAAGUCUCAUCAGUGCCUUCCAGGAAUAUGAUGAGAACAGUACAGGAAUCAUCUCCCUCAGUCAGUGGGCCAGUGCCACAGAGAGUGUACUGAACCUGGGUCUGCCCUGGAGGGUGUUGCGUCCACAGCUCAUCACCUGUACGCAGGACACUAUGGUGGAUUAUCAUAAGUGGAUAAGAGAAUUCUCCAUCACAGAGCCCAAACUACACAUUACAGACACCAGCAUCCUGGAGACUAUGUAUAAAAACCACUCAAAUCUGGAAACUAUUUUUCGAAUUAUUGAUACAGACCAUUCUGGUCUCAUAUCAUAUGAAGAGUUUCAUCGGACGUGGAAACUACUCAGUUCUCACUUGAGACUAGAAAUCAGUGACAAAGCUAUUUCAGAUUUGGCACAGAGUAUUGACUUUAAUAAAGAUGGAAGCAUUGACAUUAAUGAGUUUAUGGAGGCAUUUAGACUAGUUGACCUCUCUGCAAAUGUAGAAUAA